Messenger RNA from Xenopus tropicalis (tropical clawed frog), 888 nucleotides. It is a transcript of the gene mettl21a, whose product is annotated as methyltransferase 21A, HSPA lysine. Gene Ontology annotation, molecular function: protein-lysine N-methyltransferase activity. The record is from RefSeq and is marked validated. Lineage: Eukaryota; Metazoa; Chordata; Amphibia; Anura; Pipidae. Gene Ontology annotation, cellular component: cytoplasm.
UGCGUUCUUCUGCGGUGUAGAGUUGCCUGUACUGGUGAUUAGUUCUUUAAUAACCUAAGCUUCAAGAGUUACGUAUUCCCUAGUUUCUGGUUUACUCAGUUUGCUGAACAACCUUUAUUAUUUCUGAGCUGGAAGGGCGCAUUGUUUUAUUUCCGGAUAGGUAUUUGAUUUUUUUUCAAAACGAGGUCUAAGAGAUUUCAUGCGACUCAAGUGACAUGGCACUGGUGCCCUACACUGACAGCGGAGUUCAAAGUCUGAAGAGAUUUCAUGAUUCCAGUGCAUCAUUUAAAUUUGUGAACCACAAUAUAGAGAUAAAGCAAGACUGGAAACAGCUGGGAGUUGCAGCAGUUGUCUGGGAUGCAGCUUUGGUCCUUUGCAUGUAUCUGGAAUCUGAAGGUAUCCAUUUGCAAAACAGCUCUGUGAUAGAGCUUGGUGCUGGCACAGGCCUUGUGGGGAUUGUGGCUGCAUUGUUAGGUGCUCAAGUUACUAUCACAGACAGAGACCUUGCAAUGGAAUUUCUUAGGAUGAACGUGAGAGAUAACAUUCCUAAAGACAGUCUGCACAGAGUGUCUGUUAGAGCUCUGAACUGGGGAAAGUCUUUGGAAGAAUUUUCCACCUAUGAUUUCAUUUUGGGAGCUGAUAUUAUUUAUUUGGAAGAAACAUUUCCAGACCUGUUGCAAACAUUCCUUCACUUGAGCUCACAGCAAUCAGUGAUUCUGUUAUCGAGUCGACUUCGUUAUCAGCGAGACCAUGACUUCCUGGAAAUGAUGAAGCUACACUUUACUAUAGCAGAUGUUUAUUAUGACAAAAAUACUGAUGUGCAUAUAUUUAGAGCUCAGCUUAGGCAAAGAAAAGAGCUUUAAAUAAACCAAAGCAUAAUUUAUUCCA